This is a messenger RNA of Cyclopterus lumpus (lumpfish), 2187 nucleotides long. RefSeq lists its product as uncharacterized. Gene Ontology annotation, molecular function: GTPase activity. Lineage: Eukaryota; Metazoa; Chordata; Actinopteri; Perciformes; Cyclopteridae. The coding region runs from base 226 to 1581 and encodes 451 amino acids. The transcript has 12 exons. The record is from RefSeq and is a predicted model, not a curated record.
ACGUUAAUUCAAUAGAAUAACUACAUUACCCAAAAUCCUGUGCGACAAAAAAAAAAGCCGCUUUAGCUGACGACGUGGCGGAGGUGCGUCUCAGCCCCGUGCUUCAGCAGACCGGGGCGAUUCAAACAGGGUGAGCCGGCUUUGUUCAUAGCUAACGUGAGUAGUUCAGAGAGCCUCCGGUAUCAACAAGCCUCUCUAGAAGUGUGACAUUAUCACCGUCUCGCAAUGUCUGGGAAAAUCAAGAGCCGAAGUGCUGCAAACGCGGACUCGAUAACCGGCGGCGUGUCCUGCGAUGAGCGCAUCUUGCGGGAUUGUCAUCAACUGUACACGGAUCCCGAAAGUGGGUUAAUCUCAGUAGCCGAAACUGUUGCUGUGAAGUUGCUGCCGCCCAGAAAAAAGAUCACUGUGAUGCUGAUGGGCAACCACUCUGCUGGGAAAAGUUCCUUCAUCAACUGGUAUGUCGAAGAGCACAUCCAGCGCACUGGAGUGGCUAUUGAGACCCAAGGCUUCAACUUCAUUACAAGUGGUCGCAAGAGAGAAUCUCUCACAGGAAAUGCAACCCUUCAUCUAUAUCCACACUUCAAGCCUCUGCAGGAGUUCAAAGGUGUUUCAGAGUACUUGAGCACAGAGAUCUGCACGUCGCGACAGAAACGGUUCAGCCUGGUGACAUUCGUGGAUUCGCCGGGGUUGGUGGACGGCGAUAUGAAGUAUCCCUUUGACGUGGAUGAAGUUAUCAUGUGGCUGGGCGAUCUCUGUGACCUGGUCCUGGUCUUCUUUGACCCCAUGGGUCAGGCUCUGUGCAAGCGCUCCCUCAACAUCGUGGAGCGUAUGAACGAGAAACACGGGGAUCGGCUGCGCUUCUACCUGAGCAAGGCGGACGAGGCCGGCGGGGAGUCGGACAGACAGAGAGUAAUGAUGCAGAUUGUCCAGGAGCUCUGCAAGCGACCAGGACUCAACAAAUGUGGUUUUGACAUGCCCACCAUCUACAUUCCUAAUCCAAAUAAGCCCAGUCGCUGUGUAAACCAGAUUGAGGAGGUUUGUCGCACCAUUGAGAAAACCAUCAACCAAACGGUCCAGAACACCCUCAACUCUCUGGAGAAGGACUGCGAGCUCAUCAGCGAGGCCAUCACCGACACCCUCAGUGACGACAGGCAGACCAGUGCUAUGAACCGGCGGGCGCGCUGUAAGAGCUGCCUCCUGACUCUGCUGGGCUUUACCGUCCCUCUGGCUCUGAUGGCUUUACUGGUGCUGGGCAUUCUGUCCCAGGAGGUGCUGGAGGUGGCGCUGGGCCGCGAGGGGACGGAGACGCUCUCCCUCUACCUGACUCCGAUGGUCAAAGUGUUUGACUCCCUCUCUGUGGAGCAGCAGCUGUACGGCUGUGGAGGAAUGGUCCUGCUCUCCUUCCUCCUGCUCAUCAUCGCACGCUUCUCCUUCAGGACUCGACCGACUCUUUCAGGCAAACAGAAAAGGCAACUGCAUGAGAAGCUGGAGUACGUUCAGGAGGUGGUCAAGACCAAGAAGAAAAAGCUGUAUGAAGAAUACCUUCGCCAGAGUGUCAGCGACCAGGACAUGGACUUGUAAAGACGGACCGCAUCCCCACACUGACGCCGGACCAAAUCAAACGAAAGCGUCGCCGUGGUUUCCCACCAGCGUCUUGUGGUGCGGAUGUAAACGUUGAGCACAUGGUACACUCGUAGAAACCCAUCUGAGAUCGGGUGCUUUGUAUCCCGUAAAGCCCCAUUUACUGUUUAGAUGCUCUGUGAACACUCUAAAACACACUAACUCCAGAUUAUUGGUUUGGAAGUGAGCUCUUGUUACUGAUUACUUAUGUGUUGUGAGCAUUUAUAUACAUGUAUUUUGUGCCUCUGCUCCAGUCAAAAGAAUUCAGGCUUAUACCACUAUAAGAUAUGUAAACAUUUGCAAACUAUUUAUAGUAUUCCAUUCACAGAGAAAUUAUAUUUUGGUUAAAGGGCAUGCAUCACUGGUUUACAUCAGUAGCUUUGUGUACGUUUUUGAAGACUUUCACCAGCAUUUUUUUUACAGAACUGUGACUGCCUGGCAUUAUGAAUUCAGUUACACAUUUGGUACUAAUAAAAUCAUGAACAUCUAUGUUUGCUAAUAUGUAGAAUAUUCUAUUACACACACACACACACACCUGUAAAUCAAGUAAAUAUCCAGCAAACAUUU